Aspergillus niger is the source of this 492-nucleotide messenger RNA. RefSeq lists its product as hypothetical. Bases 1 to 492 code for a protein of 163 amino acids. Lineage: Eukaryota; Fungi; Ascomycota; Eurotiomycetes; Eurotiales; Aspergillaceae. The transcript is spliced from 7 exons. The record is from RefSeq and is a predicted model, not a curated record.
AUGUUUGUCCGGUUACUAAGCAUCAUUAUUAUUGUUAUCCUUCUUCUUCCAGUACUCACUAAGCCAAACUACUGCCAGCAAUACUGGGCCCUUCAAACUCAAACCCCUGUUUGUCCAUACAACAGUCCAUCUUCUCCCCACUCACUAAUCCUCCAUCUCGGUGGGCCUGCCCUAACGAGGUCUAGCGGCAACUCCAAAGAAGAAAAAGAAGAACAGAGAGAGGAAAAGGAUGAUUGGAUAGAAGGAUUUAUUGUUAUUUUUGGUUUUAAUAUUCGAGUCGAAUCAAAUUACAAAGAAUACCAUAGCUCGCGCGUUAUUAAUUUGGAGAAGGAGGAAGGAAGGCAGGAAGGAAGGAGGAGGGGGUUGCCCGCCUGUCAAAGUGCUCACUUGCACGCACUAAAUCCAAUUAGUACGGAUGGUGUGGAUGAUGGGCUUGUGUUUGAAAGUACGUACUUAGUCCGGAGAAACAAACCACUGGAGAUGGAUACUUAG